UGUAGAUUACUCUGAAGAUUUGUUACCGAUAGGGAAUUUGAUUCUGUAGAUAAUUUACAUGUUUGGGCUGAUGAGAUAACACUAAGAAUUGGUUUUCAAUUUACAUGUGCUUCAUAUAAACAAAAGAAAGGACGUUCUAGAGUGAGUUUGUACUUAAGAUAUCAACGUUAUGGUAAUAUAAGAGGUGAUUUGCAUAACUUAGACAAUGAUAUCCGACUUAGUUCUAAAAGUAGGGCUUGUGGGUAUAAAUUUAUGAUUUUAGGAGGUAGUCGUAAACCAGGGAAAGACCUUGGACGGUAAGAUGUUUCCUGGUGAAAAAGGAAGACAUAACCACCCGUUCUUGGUGUACAGAGAUGGUCAAAUAAGAGUAAAUAGAAUGACUAUCGAUAUUAGGCAGCACAUACGAGAUCUCAGUGCAACUGGCAUGCAACCAACGUUUAUAAUGACUUCAAUUAGAAGGAAUUUUUCUGAUUUUUUUUGCUAGUAUGAAUCAAAUUUAAAAUAUAAGACAAUCAAUAAAGAGAGAAGAGAUGGAUGGUAAGACUCCUCUUCAACACUGUCUUUAUAUGGCCACAGAGCAUAAUUAUGUAGUUCGGACAAACUUGGAUAGUGAGGGACAGUUGAGUAGAUUAUUGAUUGCAAAUCCUACAUCUAUACAGAUGAUACGUUCAUGGCCCCAUGUUGUGUUGAUAGACACAUUGUACAAAACUAAUGAGCAAAAGUGGCCCUUUUGCGAAAUAAUUGAAAUGACGCCAACCAAUCACAACUUCUUGGUUGUGUUCUGUUUGAUGCGAGAUGAGGCGGUUGUGUCUUAUUCUUGGGUGUUGGAGAGGUUGAGGUAUAUUUACGGCAGAGUUCAGACGCCUAACGUAAACGUAACGGAUCGAGAAGAGGGUUUGUCUGCAGCUAUUUGUGUUGUCUUUCCAGAUGUACGACAUUUAUUAUGCGUAUGGCAUAAUGACAAUGACGUGGAGAACAUGGUCGACAAAUUGUGCGGCGGCAAGAGAAAUCAACAGGGGCAGAUAUUCAGGUAAACAAAAUGGAACCCCUUGGUUAACAGUCUGACGAUCCCUGAAUUUGAAAACAAGUGAGAAGGGAUUGUGUCUACUUGGUCGACUAGGAACAGGAGGGUCGUGCGAUAUUUGGCUGGAACAUGGAUUCCUCACAAAGAGAAAUUUGUGCGUGCGUGAACGAAUGACUGUUUGCACUUGGGUAACCAGACUACCAGUAGAGUUGAAAGCCAACACUCUUCCUUCAAGUACUACUGGGUAGCGGUAAUAGCUCAUUUGAUACCCUCAUUAAAAAGGCACACAAACAGAUAACGAAUCAGCAAUCGAGGAUAAGACAAGCUCUGCAGGAAUCUAUGAAUUCGAUUUCAAGGACGUCGCGACUUAAUUUUUUGAGACCGUUGUAUCGUCAUGUUUCCAUAUUUGCCUUAGAACAAUUGAUGAUGGAGCACAACCGGAUGUUAAACUUGGGGAUUUAUGUUUUUGACAAAUGCGGUUGUGUACUUCAAAGAACCCAUGGAUUACCCUACGCGUGUUACUGUUACUUGUCAAUCAGGUCUCAUGGUUCGUUGUAUUUGGACGAUGUACAUCCAUUUUGGAAAACGUUAAAGUACUUAGAAGCAAAAGAAGACGCCAAUGAAGAAGUACGGCACGCAAACGCCGAUGAUAAAGAGUACUUUCAAUCGUUGGUCGAUGAAGUUUUAAAAGCCGACCCCGCAAUUGUACGACGCAUGUCUCAGGUACUUGAACAUGAACUACACCCUGAUGAUACCGAUAUACCUGAGCCACAAGCAAGUCCACCGAGGAAGGGAAGACCAACGACAAGCGGAACCCUCAGGAGAAACAAAAGUGCGUUCGAGUACAGUAGAUCAUCCUCAAGGGGUCGCGGAUCCAGAUCUUCAUCACGCAGGAGAUCUAGUGGUAGAUCUAGCAACCGAUCAAACCAAUCGUCAGUUGGAAUUAACUUCAGUUUCAACUUAUCUGAUCAUUCAGCAGGUCGUGAUUUUUCUCUUUUUCCGUGGCCAAAUCACAUUACGUAUACUCUUCCGCCGUACAUGUUUGAUUGGAUUGAUGUUAUAGGUGACGAAAACUGUGGAUUUAGAGCUAUUGCCGUCACAGAGUUAGGGGGCGAGGAGACAUGGCCUCUUUUACGAUGUGCAAUGAGUUUGGAAAUGAAAACGAAUAGAGAUCAAUAUGCACGCGUGUAUCUAUUAGCAGAGUUGGUGGAGAAUGCUAUAUACAGAAUUGGUGCUCAUAGCAAAGGACCUGCCCCGUACAGUCACUGGAUGGAAAUGACAACAUUGUAUUUUGCAGAUACGUUUCUCAACAUUGUAAUUACGUAUUAUGGCUCUACCGAUGGUAAUCCAACGUAUAAUUGUUUAGUGCUUCUGGUAAGGAGAACAGGGGGAAUGCAUGCGCGUUAAUAAACUUGUACAUAUUCUUUGGGUGAACGGGAAUCAUUAUGUUCAGCUUUUAAUGAACGAUGAUUCAUCUCCACUGCCGCCAGUCCAGCAAAUUGGAGAGCAGCAGCUAACAAUUCAUGUAGAGAUUUAGAGAGAUAGUAUCGCAACAGGAUAUCACUUUAGAAUAGACUGUGUGGCGUAUAACGACCACAACAUAAUAACACCGUCGAAGAUGCUGUUAAUUUAGAUACUCCAUAGUAUAAUGUUGUGUAGCCUGCGCGUUGAUUGUAUUUAUUGUACUGAUUGUACUUAG
Amaranthus tricolor (Joseph's coat) is the source of this 2723-nucleotide messenger RNA. RefSeq lists its product as uncharacterized. The transcript is spliced from 3 exons. Lineage: Eukaryota; Viridiplantae; Streptophyta; Magnoliopsida; Caryophyllales; Amaranthaceae. Bases 1364 to 2431 code for a protein of 355 amino acids. The record is from RefSeq and is a predicted model, not a curated record.